AUGGAAUUGGGCGAGGGCUUCGUGGUGGGGGUCUUUGGCGUGCUGUUCACCAUCGUUAAGGAGCGCUACAACACCGGCGUGCGCUUCCUGCUCGUCAAGCUGGCAUUGGACUUCUGCCAGCUCUUCACUGUUGUAUUCACGACCAGAGACGGAUGGGUUAUCGAGAAGGGUCUAUGGCUGUGGAAGGUGCUCCAGGUGCUGCAAAUCGAGGACCUCAUUAAGCCCCGGGGCUACACGAUAUUUCUGGUGGCGCUUUACAUUAUGAUUGCACUUUUGGGCGCGGCACUGGCGCUGGCCGCAUGGGUGGCAUGGUGCUUUCAGAACCGCAAUUUUCCCUUCGUGUGGCCAAUUAAGGUGCUCCGCGUGUACGCCAUCAUCUUCUUCCACAUCCUGGAUGUGGCCGCAUUGGCGCUACUGCAGCUGCCUUUUGACUGUCGUUGGAUAGGCUUCCCCAAGGCUGACCGCAACCUGCUGGCCAUGUUCCCUAGCACGGUGUGCACAAACAUGCCCCACGUGGCCCACAUGAGCGCCGCGGGGGCGGCCAUGGCGGCGUAUCUGUGCAUGGCUCUACUCAACCUUAUGGCGGCGCCACGCUCGGCCUGCGUCUCCCCAUUGACGGCUCACCACAAUCAUAUCACCCCAUAUUUCUAUGCACCGGUGCUGUACCGCAACCGCCAACAGGACUUUGAACUCAACCCUACAACGAGGAACCUUUAUGCAACCGCCAAUAGCAGUGUCCAGGUUCGUGCAUUUUGCGUGAAGUUCCUCAUGACCGUCGUGUCGUACGGCGUCGGUUGGGAGAAGGUCAAGGUCAUCCUGCAGUUCGCCUUCUCAUGCUACCUGACGUGGAUCUACCUGAAGUGGCAACCACACCUAUUCGGCUGGGUCAACCACCUCCGAGUGGGCCUUAACGCCUGUGUCGCCACCAUCGCCCUGGGGGCCGUCAUCCUGGUCUUUCAGGACUCGGCUGACUUGCGCUUCCGGGAACGAGCCACCACCACAUUUUUGUCCAUGAUGGGCAUCGCCAUGUGCGUCGGCACGCUUGCGUCGUACGUACGGCUGAAAUGGUUCACGAUGUACGUGCUGACGCGGUACCGUACGGCACCACCGGGCCAGAAGGCACGCCGCAUCUACAAGUUCAAGGAUUCCCGGGAGGUUGAGAUCGUGGCGCGUGUCUGUCGCAAGUGGACAGAUCCGCACUACGAAGUGUUGGACCGCGCCGCCGCUAAGGAGGCUGAGAUCGUGAUCAAGGGCGGCAUGCAGAUGUUCCCGGGCAACGCCUACAUGAUCAUCACGUACGUCAACCUGCUCAUUGAUGUGCUAGAGUCCACGCAGACGGGCUACAGCCAGCUUCAAGUGGCCAAGAAGUGCAACCCGGGCCUCAUGGAGCGCUUCGCGAUCUUUGCACGAGAGCAGGAGCACAUGCAGCGUGCCACUGGCGCAAAAUCUGGCGAGAGCAGCGUUGACCUGGUGUCGUACGUUGAAUACCAGCGCAACCACAGGCUGGUCCUGCGUGCGCACCGCGCCGCCUUGGUGGCUAUCCGCAACUUCUGGCAGCUGCUGCUUCACAACACGGUCGCCUUCACAUCACUGGCCAAGGCGUUGCACCGCAUUGAAAAGUCCGUCAACGUGGCAGAGGGCUUUUAUCGAGCCGCGUUGGUACGCUACCCGUCCAGCCCCAAGCUGCUUCGAGGCUAUGGGAAGUUCCUGGAGGCCGUGAAGAACAACCCCUGGAAAGCAGCAAAGUACUUCAGCGAGGCGGAGAAGCUGCAGGAUCUGCAGCAACAGGACGAGGCUACCAUGGCCAUGAUGGGCACUGAAGAGGGCGGCAUGAUCGGCACCGGCACGCACCUGCUCCACAGGGUGGAUGAGCGAGUCAACAUUGUCUUCCUGAUCAACAGCGCAGGAAUCAUCCAGCUAGCCAACAAGAACGCCUGUUCGCUGCUGGGCUACGGUAAGGGCGAGCUGGACGGCAAGAACAUCAACAUCAUCAUGCCACCUCCCUUCAGUCAGCGCCACAACAGGUACAUCCGGCAGUACAUCCAGACCGGCCGUGAGCGGGUCAUCAGCUCUAUCAACACGGUGGUCGCGCUGCAUAAGGCCCGUUACGUGCUCCCGGUGAAGCUGGCGGUGUCCAAGGUGUCGGGUGCCACGGAGGAUUCGAUUUUCAUGGGCGUCCUUGAGGCCAUCCCCGUGGACCCCUCUGAAGCGCACCUGUACAUCCUGCCCAACGGUGUCAUAACCGCCAUGGACCAAGCGUUUGCAGAAUGGAUGGGCUUUGAGAUGAGUGACAUCAUCGGCAAAGACGUGGCAACGCUGAUCGCCAACCCAGAGCCCCUCAAGCAGGUGCUGCCAAAGUUCGACACAUCCGCGGCAGCGCGUGCCGAGGCCCUGGCCUCCGGUGGAUCCGGCGCCGCUGCGGCCGCGGCCGCCACUGCAGCAGCCGGCGCCGCACCACCCACUCACAAGUUUGGCCACAUGAGCCUGGGACUGAGCAUGGGCCUAGGCAACCAUUACAACUACCACGGGCCCGCCGGCGUGGUUCCGACAUCUGACCCGGGGGUCGUCCACAUGGUGGAGGCCCUGCCGUCUAUUCAAUUCCACCACAAGUACACCCGGCCAGUGGACUGCAGCGUGUCCCUCAAGCGGUUGGGUGUAGGGCCCGUGGAGUGCAUUGUGGAGCUGACGUUGCGUCGCAACGGUCCGGCGCACUUGUUGGCCUUGACGGGGCCCAGCGGCAGAGUCAGGUACAUUGCCAGCGAGCUGGCUCGCGCACUGGGCACCUCUCCUUCCGCCCUGCACCGACAGCCUCUGGGGGACAUCAUGCCGCAGCCCUGGGGCACCCUUCACGCCACCUGGAUCAAGGGAAUGGGCGGCCAGAGCGCCGCGUCUGCGGCUGCUAUUGGCGCCAUCGUGCCGGGCAGCUGCCGCAGCGGCAUCACCACCGUGCUGGGCUCCUCCCUCCGCAUGCAGGGCUACUACCGACUGGCCAUCAGCAGCAACGACGAUUCGGGUGAGGUACGGCACAUGGUGGAGGCUCAGCCUAGUACGCGGGAGGAGGCCUUGUCAGAGCGGCGACUGGUGCUGACGGUCGACGCUGACGGCAUAGUGACGGAGGUAGACGACGGGCCCACGUGGCUGUACGGCUUUGCGCCCAAGCAGCUCCUGGGCCGCAGCCUUGCCGACGUCGUCACCACGCUCCGGCCGGCACGGCGAUCGGGCGGCGGCACCGCCGACAGGGUAGCUAGCGGCGGUCCUGGCUGUCCUGGCUUGGAGGGGGAUGAGGACGAGGAUGAGGACAACGUGCCCGUCACAGAGCUACUGUCGCUGCUCAUUUCCAGAGCCAUGAUGCAGAGUGGCGUGUCCUGGCGCGUGGGCGUCACAGUGCCCACAGACGAGGCGGAGCUUCAGGUGCUUGGCGCCAUGCGCCAUGCCGUGAUGGCCAAGCGCACCACCCCGGCCAUUAUGGAGAUUGAGGUGUCGCUGGAUACAACUGCGCUGGGCGGCGAAGCAUCCGCGAGAGGCACUUCGGCCAGCGGAGCAGUCACCACCAGCAGCCAGCAGAGUGCCGCCGGCACCGCCACCGCUGCUGCAACUGCAGGCGGGCCCACACAGCCGUCCAUUGCUGGCGGCGCUACGCUGCCAACACCAGCCGGUGCUGCGCCCUCCAUCAUUGCUGCCGCUGCCGGAGGGGGCCCUGUAGCGCGGCGAAGUAGUGGGCAGCUGCCGGAUUUAGGGGCUGGCCGCAGCGGUGCAGGCGGCGGCACGUGGCGUUCGAGCCGGCUGUCGUCCUCCAGCGGCAAUCAGCAGUCGCUCGCCGUCGUCGCUGGAGCCGACACCGGUGCGAGCGGCGGUUUGGCGGCCGGCGAAGGCGGCGGAGGCCCCGGUGGUGGCGGAGGCGGCGUCGACGAGGCUGGUUCAGCGUCAACACGGCGGCAGCCUGAUCGACGCUCCGCAGUGCCACGUGUACGACGGAAGAGCUGGAUCGCAGUGGAGGGGCCGCGCGGCGGUAUCAUGGUGAUCAGCGGAGCCGCGAUGGAGGAUGCCGCCAGCAGCGGCACAAGGCCCACUAUGCGCACCCUCACCCGGCGUUCCUCCGUCAACUCUGCCAUUUCUUCCGCCUUGUACAGCAAUCCCGCUGCCUGCGCCGUGGACGCCGACGGCACAGGGCAGGUGCAGUCUGCCGCGCUUCUGUGGGGCGAAGACGGAGCAGUCGACGGGUCGAUCGAGCGAGGUCGGCGAGAUUCGCAGGAUCGGCAAAGUACACUGAGUCGAGUGAGCAGCGUUGCUCCGCAGGAUGCCGUUUGUUCGUCAAGUGUCAAAGCUGGCGGUGAUUGCCUGCCGCCGUCGGCGGAGCCGUCGGCAUCGGCAUCAGCAUCGGCGGAGCCGUCGCUGCUUACGGCAGUGGCGUCGCCGCGCGGUCACGACGCCGCGUCGCCGCCACCACUCCCGCGUCCUUUCUUGCCGUGCAACCCGCCGGAGACAUUCCGGCUGCCGACAUGGAAAGGGAGCGUCGAUAACGCCACUGCGGCCGCCGCUACUGCCAACACCUCCGCCAUGGCAGCCCCAGUCACCGAGGAUAGCGGCGGGCAGGCCCUGGUUUGCGCAGAUGACCCUGAUGGCGCCGUUGAAGCUGAUCAGGAGCGCGUGUGCGGGGUGAAGACUUCAGCGGGCUUUGGCAGCAUCCUUGGCGAGGAUGGCGGCACGGGCAAUCCCGCCGACGGCAUUGCCGCCGCCGCCGCUGCCCCCAGCUGCGGCGGCAAUGACGAAAACGUUGUCGGCCGCGUAGGUCCUGAGGUAGCUGCCAAGAACUCACUGGGCUGGCGGCAGCCUGGGCCACUGGCGGAGCGUAAUGAGGCCAUCGAUGACCUGUUAAUGGAGUUCCAAGCUGGCGCCCCCGUCGGCGACCACGACCCUUCACCUGCCGUACUUGAUACCGCCGACAGCGCUGUUGUCGAUAUGGAGGGUAUGGCUGGGCUCGGCGGCGGCUUCCGUAUCAGCGACGCAAGCCCGGUAGUGGUGCUUGAGGCGCGGCAGAUGGCUGCUAGGGAAGCUGAGAUGGAGAUAGCCGCUAUGAAGCGCCACAGCGACGACAUUUCGAGCGCCACGGUGUUCCUCACGAAGCUGCUAAGCGCGAGGAUCAGCCAGGGCGCGUCUAACGGUCCCAACGACGUCGGGCUGGCGUCUCGAGGACAGAACUUUUUAGAGCGCCAUGAGGGUGAUGGCAGCACCGUGGAGCUGCCGCCGUCAGUGGCGGAUGACGCUCGGGUUGUGGUUAUCCGGGUCAGCCUGUGGAGGGCGGACCUGCUCACUCCGGUGCUGGAGGUUGACCCCAACGGCUGCAUCGCGGCCAUGGUUGGAGAGGACUUGGCACCCCCGGGCCUUCUAUUCGGUGUGCCCACGAGCUCUAUGGUGUCCAGGUCACUGUACAGCUUCCUGAAGCUCCAAGACCGCAGUGUAGCUGGAUUAUUCCACGACCCCGGCACCGCCAAGCGUGGCGGCCUGAAAACAACCGCCAAGGAGGCCAACAAAGUCGGCACCCUGCGUGAGGUCAUGGGCCGCCAUACGGACGGGGAGCCGCUGGAGCUGACUUUGCAGGCGGUCGUCAAGGAGUCAACACCCAGCCGUACCUAUGUCGUACUCAAGCCGCGCAAGCCGUCCAAGGGCAUCCGUGGUGUCCUCCUGCGCAGCGUGGAAGACCUGGUUCAUGCGCGGAAUGAGGACGACAGUGCGCUGCUACCGCAGUCGCUGCCGACGGUGGGAGAUUUGCAAGAUGCGGACCACAGCGGCGCGUUGUCGUUUCAGGACAUGGUUGGCGGAGGCGCGGAGGCGGCGGCGGCGACGGCGGGCGCUGGAGCGGAGGUGUACGGCUAUCGAGGUGCUGCCAGAGCGGCAGAAACCGGCCCAGCGCCGCAUUUCAUCCGCCACCGGGCACUGCUUCGUGCAAGCCUUGACUCUGUGGGGUCUCCAAACCGGUUACGGUCAAUGGAAGGAAUUACCGCUGCGAUUGACCGGGACGGCAUCCGGGACCAGCUGCAGGUCCAAGGGAACAAUGCGGAAUGCGGAAUGGGGUCGACGGCGGCGGCGGCGGCAGCGGCAGCGACAGGAGACAGUCACGCGUUCCAUGUGCUAUCAUCGCUGGCAUUACCGAAAGCCCUUCCGCCGCAGGUCUGCAUGCAGGCGAGCUCCAAGGCUCCUGCCGGCUCGCCUGCGCCCACCCCUCCCGGCAGCGGCGAGGUCCUCAAGGCGUCGCCGAUGCUGCCUUCUGGACCGUUGUUGUUGGCGCCCACGACGCCGUUGCUUCCCUUCGGCACCGAGAGCAGUGGCGGUGACGCGAGCACAGCCGACCAGCGGAAGUCCCUCACAGGUGUCAGCGACCUGACGCGCAGCAGCGGAGCCUCUGCGGUCACCAGCCACAGUGACAGCGGCAGCGAUGGCCAAGUUGGCGCAGGAAAGGUGAUGGCGGGGUUGGCGGCGGCGACGAAGGUGGCAGAGGGCGGAGCGGAGGCUGCAAACCGCCACCUGGCCGCAGCUCGAAAUCCUCACCCCGAGGGAGAUCGCGGUCACCUAUGCGAGGCUUCAGUGGCAAGCUACUGGGCUUGGUCCACCGCACAAGUGGCAGCGGCAGCGGCUGCGGUGCAGACAGCGCCAAUGCAGCAAAUGCAGACGGGCCCGGGCUCCAUGGUGGAAGGGGAGGGGGAUGAAAAUGCAAGCGACGUCUCGGGCGGAUCGGCGGUUUCGGAGGUGCUGGAUGCGUCGACGCCCACCGCGGACUACCGCCGUGGGAAGCGGUACCGGAAGCUGCUCAAGGUUCUCGAGUCCCCUGCGGUGCAGCGAGCGGCUCGCGACUUCCGGUGGCAGGCGCUGCUCGCCAAUGUGGCCCAGCUGGUGACAAACCUGCUGGCCUUCAUCCUGCUCACAGUGCUGCUGCACAGGGAGAUGCAGCAGGUGGAGACGCUGUACGACGCCACGUCCAUCAGCAGGCUCAUGCAUGAGUCGCUAAUCAUCAUGCAGAAACUCAACAACCAUUACGAGGGCAUCUAUCCAGCUACAAAGUACUACACCAGCGAUACCGUGCCCAGUCUCUCCGAAAACCUCAAGGUCCACCUGGACCAGUUCUCAGACCUGGUGGCCGCCAUCUAUGCGGAAAUCGGCAACCGGCACCAGCAAGACAUUGAGGCACCGUACAAUCCGGACGACCCGCAGGAUAUUUGGAAUAAAAAGAUCUACAACGAGACGGUCUUCUACAACACAACGCCCUACCGCAUCGAGUACCGCAACUCCUCCCUUUGGGAGAUCAGCUCCUCCUUUAUAGAGAGAGCGUCCGAGGUCCAGCAUCUGCACCGCAGCUGGGGCAGCGUCCACAGCACCUUGGCCAAUUUCGACGCAUACCGUUGGAGCAUGACCAACGGCCUGGCUCCCUUGUACAGCGGCUACAGCGAUGCCCUACUGCAGCUCACACAUUCAGCAAUCCACUCAGCCAACAAGGUCAACAGGCUCCAGCUUGUUCUACUUAUAGUGCAGGGCUGCGCUGUAUGCGUGGUACUGCUCAUCUACAUGUGGUGGCUACAGCGGCGGGUGUCGCAGCAGCGCUACAGCCUCUACUCGCUGUUCAUGCUGGUUCCCGUGGGCCUACUGCGCGCGCUGGCGUCAAAAUCUGUCGCUGUCAACGAUAAUUCGGACGCUGAGGCAUCUUCUGAUGGAGAGCACGCGGAUCAGAUGGUCGUGGACCAGGGCGCUCGGCCCGCAUUCAACUUGCUGUCAAAGAACAGCAUCGGCAACGGUGCUUCAGGCGAUGGAGCCCCUGGUACGCUACAGCGCCUGUUCACCUGGGCUAGCCGAGGCUCAGGCAGCGGCUCGCAAAAGCCACCUCUGCCGCCAUGCUCGGAUGGCCGCAACGGCGGAUACCAACAUGACCACCAUCAUCACAACCACCACCGCAACCACCAUAACAACCAUCAUAACCAGCACCACAACAACCAUUACGGGCAUGGCGGCGGUGGGGGCGGCGGCGGAACCGGCAGCUCGCAUCACAAGCGGCGUCACCUGGUGCCCUCCAACCACGACUCGGUGUCGCUGUUGGCGCCCUUUGUAGUGUGGGGCAUCCUCAUCUGCAUCCUCUACGCAGUGGGCUUUAUUUUGCUCCAGGGAGCCCAGGGACCGCUGGCCCUGCUGAGCGCCCACAACGUUGCGGUUGUGCGCAUGCAUCGCCUCAUCUUGUACAGCCUGCAAGUGAACAGCCAGCCCAGUAAUGAGAGCAAGAACAUGCUGCAACCGAUCAUAUUGCAUGAGCUACAAUCCUUUGAGGCGCGGCUGCGCACCCGGACCGAAUGGGAUAUCGUACUGUACGGCGCGAACGACACAAUGCGACAAGAGCGGCGCUUCAGCCUCUGCAUCGCCAGUGCGGCUUUCAACGGGCGGAGCUUGUCCAACAAAAUAUUUCGACUCAAUGGCUGCCUGCCCGCCUCGUUGGGAGAGAUUGGGGUAUCUUGCCCUGCAGAUAACACCUCCUUCUAUGCGUCCACGGUCCACGGUGUGGACAUGAUGGUGGAGCGGUUCAAGGAGGAUGUGGCCUACCUGGCUAAGUUGCCUCUGCAGCUGCUGUCCAUCAACAACACCCACCUGGAUUACAUAAUGAUGGAGGGAGAGGGAAAUCUUGAGCUGGGCAUCAACAUGGUGUCCCGCAGCCUGCUUUCCCACGUGCACAGCCUGUUCAAGCAGGUUACCCUGCUGCAGAUCUUCAGCCUGGUGCUCAGCUGGCUGCUGGCGGUGGCCUUCAUCUUCAUGCAACUGCGGCCCUUUGUGAGGGCCAACCGCGUUGAAACGCAGCGCAUUGCCCGCAUGCUGAGCGAGCUGCCGCCCGAAGUGGACAUCGAGGCUAUCGUGACUCGGCGCAGCCGCCUCUUCAGCCGGCUAUAUCUCGAUCGCAUCCUCCGUUAG
This is a messenger RNA of Volvox carteri f. nagariensis, 8940 nucleotides long. RefSeq lists its product as uncharacterized. The transcript has 45 exons. The record is from RefSeq and is a predicted model, not a curated record. The coding region runs from base 1 to 8940 and encodes 2979 amino acids. Lineage: Eukaryota; Viridiplantae; Chlorophyta; Chlorophyceae; Chlamydomonadales; Volvocaceae. Gene Ontology annotation, biological process: regulation of DNA-templated transcription.